AUGGCAUCGGACGGGGAUCUGGGAGAUCUCUUGGCUAAGAUCCUACCCUUCGGGGCCGAGCUCACCGUCCGCCAUGUCUCAUCCACUCCCUCUCCGGCGCCAGCUCUCUUUGCCGCUGCGCCCGGUCGGGAACCUGAGCAAACAUUUCUCGAAAGCCAUUUUGUAUCGGCUUCUGUUGACUCGCCUAAGGAUGAUGGGGCAGAAAUCAUUGUUUUCGGAAUGGAAGUGAUGGUCUAUACUACGGCCCACUUGACCACCAUCUUCGUCUCCAAGGCAGACUCGACCGGGUUCCUACACCUGCUCAAACUGCCACAGAAGGUAUCGGUUCUGAGACUCAUCUCAAGCACUUUUCUAUCAUAUUUAGCACGCACACAUCAACGCCCGGGCGUACGCCUGGUCGUGUCCUUGUUUGCGCGCGCCCAGAACCAGUACCUGUUCCCGGGCAGUAUUGAAAAUGCCGAAAAACACGUCCUCGAUGACCGGGGACUGAUCAAAUGGUGGUGUCGUGCCGUAGACCCAAUCAUUCGUGAGCAUGAGCCUGAAUCGGUCUCAAAAGAUCCGAAGCUUCUGAACCAGACAGUCGAGGCGACCAAGGCUUCUGCGACCGCGUACCUGAUCGUUCCAGGUUGUGAUCGCUUCGAGACACGCAACUUUUUCCCUCCCACGGCCAGAUCCGACGCGCAAGAUCGUCCACGAUGGCUCAGCAGCUAUCCUCUAAAGCAGAUGUGCCAUGACCCGGAAGCUCCGCCGCGCUGCUUGGUUCCUCGUCUCCCCGAUGACCCCAAGACCCGAUUCUUGAUUGAUUUGGACGAUGAGCUUCCCGAACCCACAGAAGGAGAAACUGCACCGCUUGCUACUGGUCUGUGGAAGAGUGUCAAGUCACUGGACCAAUUCUGGGAGAUGAUGUCCUUCCGGCAGGAGUGCUCUGCCGGUCGGCUCGUGGGCUUCCUCUGGCUUGUCAUUAAUCCACCAGGUUUGAUGAACUCGACGACUAUGGCCAGUCGGACUCGCAGCUCUAUCUUAGACAAGGCAACCUCCCACGCUAUCCCCGAGGAAGCUCAAUCGGAAAACCGGCCGGACCAGUCCAAAGCAGAGCCAUCAUCAGAACCCCACAAGGAGCUUACGGAUGUGGAACAGCCUGCAGAGCUUCAAUUCGCGCCAGCGCUUUCUUUCCAUCCCUCGCCAACGGCAUCUAUUCCUGCUGUGUCUACGGAACCCAAUCCCUUCUAUUGGCCCGAGGCUGGACGAGGGAACGUCAUUCUCAGCGAAGCCGAUUAUAAGAAAAUGAUGGAUUGUGUUUUGGAUCAUUUCUACGACGAGAAGGAAAUUGUCGCCAGUACCCAAGCCUAUGUCGACGAGGUCGCCUCUCUAGCGGACCAGCUUACCUGGGGUAAACGGGUAACCGGAACCCAUGUUCCACAGAGCACGACUUCGGAAUCUGUGCCGAUAAACAACCUUCUUGACAGCGGUUUGAUCCGUAAGCGGAAGAAAUCUGAGGAUGAGGCCAGCAAGGCAGCCGCCGGAGAUUCAGCACAGCCUAGCGAGUCGGACACGCAACAGGCUCCAUCGCAGCCAGCACCCGUGAAUGUGCUCAAUGCCGGUCUCAUUCGCAAAAAGAAAAGGACAUAA
Messenger RNA from Penicillium atrosanguineum, 1629 nucleotides. RefSeq names its product H3 histone acetyltransferase RTT109. Gene Ontology annotation, molecular function: histone H3K56 acetyltransferase activity. NCBI's taxonomy places the organism in Eukaryota, Fungi, Ascomycota, Eurotiomycetes, Eurotiales, Aspergillaceae. Gene Ontology annotation, biological process: DNA damage response. Gene Ontology annotation, cellular component: nucleus. The record is from RefSeq and is a predicted model, not a curated record. The coding region runs from base 1 to 1629 and encodes 542 amino acids. The transcript has a single exon.